AUGUUUUGUACGCAAGCAUUUCAUGAAAAUGCGGUAGAAGAUAUCGCAGAUUGUCUUUCUAUUAAUAGUGGUAGACAUUCACCAGUUUCUGAUCAUAUUGAGGGUUCCAAAGAAAAUAUACCAUUUUCAAAUAGAAAAGAUCCCUCAAAUGUUAAUAGACCAGUACCUGUUUCAUGUGCAUCCUGUUCGUUUUCUUUACCUCCAUUAAAUACGUUAGGUGUUGUGAAAAUAUAUAAUUCUACCGAAAUAAAAGGUUUUAGAACUAAUGACGACGAAAAUCCUAUGGUCACAUAUGUUGGUUCUCGAUAUCCGCAACAUUCUCAAUUAUAUGCAGCAGUACGUCAAGCCUGCGUUAGAAGGGAAGGACCAGUAUUAUUUGGAGACGAUAAAAAUGGUUAUGUACUCAGUUACAUGUUUAAAAUUAAGGAUAAUCAGGCUCGAGGAUCUCAAAGAUGGUAUAGUUUCGUUUUUUUAAUGACAGAUCGCGCUUAUCUAGUGGCAUCAUGGCCAUUUCUCGUGAGUAAAUUUCGAAUGCUUGCAACUAAUCUUCAAACAAAAGCAAAUCAAAUGUUUGAAAGAGAGAAUGCAGCAAGAGAAGGUAAACACGAUGACGCGUUUAUGUCACGUUCAGGAGCACUUCCACCUACAUCACCAGAUCAAUUUCUCAGACGAAGAGCGAAUCAACCUUUAAGAUCAUUAGUGGAAUUAUUAAAAACAAAGGACUUGUUUAUUCAACUCCAUGCAAAUUUCAGUUGGAUAUUAAAAGCGUGUGGAAAGCGUUUACAAGAAAAACAUGUAAACGAUCAAAAAUUGGUAAAUAUUUUACCUAUAAUGUUUCUUGACCCAAUAAAUGAGUUCAAAACGAGCCAAAAUUCAGCAUUCUAUCAAAACGGUGAAUUCGGUACACAGAUUGUUCAUUUGAAAUCUCUAUAUAAUUUAUUAGGGAUUUCAAAUUUUAGAAAAUUAAUUUUAAAUUUUGUUAGAGACAAUCAAUUGGUUAUUAGAAGUUCAGACCGUGAUAUUACAAAAUCUGUAAUUACAGUUAUUAAAGAUUUGGUACCAAAUAAUUGUUGUUCAGUGAUAGAAUAUGAAAAUAAAUAUCAACCAAAAACAAAUUGCAAUAUAUUAGGACUUAAUGCAACAACUCAAAUACCUAAUGAAGAUGUUUUGAAUGCAAUUAAAUUUAAUAUGCAAUUUGGAAUUGAAGAAAGUAAUAUUGAAACUGUUGACGUCAACGAAACAACAUUUUCUCCUAAUUUAUACAUCGAUCAAUUAUCAGAAAUAUUAAAACUUAAUUUACCAGUUGAAUUAUUAAAUAUGCAAUUGGUGAUAUUUAAAGAACAAUGGUCAAGUAAAGCAAAGCAGUACUUUAGAUUUCUGUCCAAUAUUGAAAAUAAUACAAUUGAUUCAUCUAUUUCAGAUAAAGAAAAGGAAUUAGCAAAGACAUUGAACAUUAAUGAAAUUGAUUUACCGAUAUUAAAAAAUUUUAAUAUGGGACGUGUUAUUCGUUCUCAGAGAAAAGGUCCCGGAGGUAUCUUUAAAUCUCACACUAGACUUCGUAAGGGAGCUGCCAAAUUACGUCCCUUAGAUUUUGCUGAACGUCAUGGAUAUAUAAGGGGAAUUGUUAAAGAGAUUAUCCACGAUCCAGGUCGUGGUGCUCCUCUUGCCAAAGUUCAAUUUCGUGAUCCUUAUCGUUUUCGGCUUGUUACUCAAACCUUCGUUGCUACAGAAGGUUUACACACAGGCCAAUUUGUAUACUGUGGGAAAAAAGCUACAUUGACUGUUGGUAAUGUACUUCCAGUGGGAACUAUGCCUGAAGGAACUAUUAUUUGCAACGUUGAAGAAAAGAUUGGUGAUCGUGGUGCUUUAGCUCGUGCAUCUGGAAAUUAUGCUACUAUCAUUGGUCAUAAUCAUGAAGAAGGGAAAUCUCGAAUUAAGCUUCCUUCCGGUGCAAAAAAAAUUAUCAAUUCAAACGCUCGUGCAACUAUUGGUAUCGUAGCUGGUGGUGGUCGUAUCGAUAAACCUUUACUUAAGGCAGGUCGUGCAUAUCAUAAAUAUAAAGUAAAAAGAAAUUGUUGGCCAAAGACUCGUGGUGUUGCUAUGAAUCCUGUGGACCAUCCUCAUGGUGGUGGUAAUCAUCAACACAUUGGUCAUGCUUCUACAGUUGGAUUAAUUGCGGCUAGAAGAAGUGGUUUACUCCGUGGUACUAAUAAAGUCAAGGCUACUUAA
This is a messenger RNA of Diversispora eburnea, 2229 nucleotides long. The record is from the annotation of a GenBank genome assembly. Lineage: Eukaryota; Fungi; Glomeromycota; Glomeromycetes; Diversisporales; Diversisporaceae.